AUGUCCAAUUUUGCUCUCGCUCUCUUGCUCUUCUCUUUUCUCCUCGCAUUGGCUGCUCCCUUGCACAUCAAUCCUCGAGAUUUCGAUGCUCCGUUCUUGGACUGUUAUGACUACAUCAUUGUUGGAGGUGGAGUAUCUGGGCUUGUUGUAGCAAACCGCCUGACUGAAGAUCCCAAUAGCAAGCUCUAUAUCCACUUCACGGUUCUGGUCCUUGAAGCUGGCCCACUUGACGACUAUGAGGAUUUCAUAAUGUUUCCGAUAGAAGAUGGGUACGGUCUCGGCACGGAGUAUGAUUGGAAUCUUUGGACCGCUCCGCAGACCUUUCUUGAUGGUGCUUCUCGACCGUACGACAUGGGACGGGGUAUCGGUGGUGGAAGUCUCAUCAAUGGAAUGUGCUGGACUCGCGGUGGUAGUGCUGAUUAUGAUGCGUGGAAAGCACUUGGUAAUGACGGCUGGGGUUGGGAUGAUUUGCUUCCAUAUUUCCAGAAGGAAUGUCUACCACACAGUUUCCACUUCAUCAACACUGACAGACUCCAGACUGAGAAUUAUACAGACAACGUCGAUGCUGAUUUUAGUCGUGAGCUCUACAUACAACCAAAUAUCUCAACUCAUGGUACAUCUGGCUAUGUCCAUGUGGCAUACCCAAGAUACUUCUAUAAUCAAUCUCAGCUCUUUCUAGACGGGCUGCAAGAAUUAGGAAUACCAAUUUUGACGGAUCCGAACAAUGGCACUGCCGCUGGUGGAAUGCUUAUCCCAGAUUCCAUCCACCCUGAUAAUCAAACCAGAUCGUACGCCCGCUUGGACUAUUUCGAUGGAUUCAUCAACCGUCCAAAUCUACAUGUGACUACUCAUCAACAUGUAACUCGAGUACUUGUCAGUGUACCGCACAAUCUCAAGGGAAGAGACUAUCCAGCAGGCUUCUGGAUCAGCGGCGUAGAGUUCGUCACCGAUGGAAGCCUGACACUCCACAAUGUAUCUUGUUCUCGAGAAGUUAUUCUUGCUGCCGGAGCAGUUCAUACACCUCAAAUUCUCGAACUUUCAGGUAUUGGCUCUGAAGACAUCCUCAACCAGUUCGAUAUCCCCGUCAUUAUCAACCUGCCAGGAGUCGGAAACAACUUCCAAGACCAUCCUUAUGUUGGCGUCGUCUAUUAUUUUGAUAACACGAGCUAUGUCAAUAUCGACAUGAUUGAAAAUAACCCGGGUCUAGACAAUCAAGCAGCCCAGGAAUAUUAUGCUAAUAAGACAGGUCCCUGGACAGCGGGAGCCAUCAAUACUGUCGCUUUCCCAUCCUUACCUUCGAUUUCUCAGAAUUGGACAAACAUGAUGACAGAUGCUUCAAGUCAGAAUACCACCCUGUAUCUGAUACCUGGUCUUGAUCGAACUGUUAUUGCCGGAUAUGAUGCACAGAAAACAAUCCUCACAGAUCUGCUCAGUCGGAGAGACGUUGGCGCAUACGAAUUAUUAAAUGACAAUAUUGGAUUACUCGCUGUCGCUGCAAUGCAUCCAUUCUCUAGAGGAAGUGUCCAUAUACAGUCCACAAAUCCUUACAUGCAGCCUUUGAUCGACCCCCGGUACUGCUCGAACCCUCUUGAUUGUCAAGUCCUUGUCGAAGCUCUUCUCUUCAAUAACCAACUCAUCAAUACAACAUCGAUGAGACUUUUGAGUCCUACACCAUACUAUCCUUUCUUCCAGGGUGCAACCAGAGAUUCUCUCAUGCCAGCAAUCAGUAUUGGAAUUAGAACCGAGUUUCAUGGCACUGGUUCAACUUCAAUGAUGCCGCUUGACCUCGGUGGUGUUGUCGAUACGCAUCUGCGUGUCUAUGGAACCAAGAAUCUCAGGAUAGUCGACGCUGGGAUCCAACCUCUUGUGCCAGCAGCGCAUCUCCAAGCACCUGUGUAUGCUGUAGCAGAAAAGGCAGCGGACAUCAUCAAAGCGGACAAUUCAGGUUUGGUUCUUUCCGGUUGCGGUGCCAACUCCGGAUUUGCUGGUCAAGGUCCUGUGAUAGCCAACCACUCUAUCAUCAGCUCAACGUCAAGUUCGGUGCUAGUCCCAUCGACAUUCCCAGAAUUCCUUAACUCGAGUGUCCUCUCUUCAAUGAACACUGCACAACGUUCGGCCAAUCCCACUAGUCCACUGUCUCUGGCUUCUGGUGCUGUGCCGGACCAGCUACCAGUAUCAUCAGGAGUCAACACAAAUGCGAUUAAGGGCGCGGUUUCUGUGUUCCUGAAUGGAGCUGGCAUCUUGACUUCUCCACCAUUCUUGCUGAGCAAGGGCUUUGUGGCGCCAUUGACAUUUCCUUUGCAGCCAUCAACCGUUCCUGCAGUACCAACAAUGUCACUGAUUCAUCGUGCUCGGGGAGCUUCUCACACGAGACACCAUGCAGUACUAAAAUCGAGCUCUCCAAGUCAUAGAACUACGACGUCCGCCCCAUUCUCACCUACAACAUUUGACACUCGCCACAUCUCGGCUACUUCUGCUUCUGGUGUCAUAGCUGAGACACCAGGCAUCGUCACUGUCAAGAUUGCUGCUCGUGAGAAAGAGGAUGGUCGUUGAGUCAGAUCGAUUGCAGAUCUUCAUGGACUCGUCAGGAAGCGAUAUCUUGGGAAGGUACAAAUCCUAGCAAUAUUGCCAUGGUAGAUUUUGGUAGUUGUCCCUGGACUAUAGGGAUUGAUUUUGGGCGAAGUUUUAGUCAUCAUUCUAC
Mollisia scopiformis is the source of this 2701-nucleotide messenger RNA. RefSeq lists its product as uncharacterized. Gene Ontology annotation, biological process: secondary metabolite biosynthetic process. Bases 1 to 2553 code for a protein of 850 amino acids. The record is from RefSeq and is a predicted model, not a curated record. The transcript has 10 exons. Gene Ontology annotation, molecular function: oxidoreductase activity, acting on CH-OH group of donors; flavin adenine dinucleotide binding. NCBI's taxonomy places the organism in Eukaryota, Fungi, Ascomycota, Leotiomycetes, Helotiales, Mollisiaceae.